AUGGCUGAGCGAGACUACGAUCCGUCCCUGGAGUUUCCUGGGUUCGAAAACCCAGAGGAGCUAGAACAAGCACCGCAAAUCAAACGUCAGCCGUUUUCUCUGGUCCUGCUGAAGAGCGCCGUGCUUUCGACAAAGAGGCGCGUCGUUGACAUCACCCAGCAUCUUGAAGUCUCUAUUGGUCGCGAUCGUCCAACUGGAAGCUCCUCGUCUCCCAGGCUCCGCUUAAAGGAAAUGGCCGUGUCCAAGUAUCAUGCCAUCUUAUACUGGGACGCGCAACGGGACCUGUGGGGUCUUGUUGAUGUUGGGAGUGUCCAUGGGACGUUUGUUCAGGCUGAGGGUGGAGCCUCGAGACGAUUAUCGCCACCCAAAGUGGCCAGUCAUCCACACUUUUUGCGACAUCUGGAUGUAAUUACCAUUGGAGGGACGCAUCUGCAAUGUCACAUGCAUCCAAGCAAAGAGGGUGCAUGCAGUCAAUGCGAACCCAAUGCGAGCAACCUUAUUCCCCUCACAUACCCAGACGCCAUUGCUCAGAAGGAGUCUGCCCCAGAAGGGCAUGUUCAUCCUUCUAGCGAUCCCAAAGCAUCGAUGGCGAGUUUAAAGAAGCAGCUAUUAGCAAGGCACGACCACAGUCCACGAGGGUCGCCUGGCCCAUCAGUAUAUGUGGACAGAGCUGCUUUACGCAGAGAACAUCUAGGAGUCUCGCAACCACCCGUAUUACCACCUCCUACCACUGUUCUACAACCCACCACGACUCGACGCUCAAAUCCGUAUGCUCGACUGAGCAACGCCCCAACACCAGAACGUGCAGAGCCGCCAACACCACCGCCAGCUAUUUCCGAAUCCAACAUUGGGCACCGGCUUUUAGCCAAGCAAGGGUGGCAGCCGGGAACAGGAUUGGGUGUCGAUCAGACUGGCCGUGCAGAGCCUGUGAUACUCAAGUCAUCGGACAAGCGAGCAGGCUUAGGGAUGCCAUCUUCUGAAGUUUAA
Serendipita indica DSM 11827 is the source of this 987-nucleotide messenger RNA. NCBI's taxonomy places the organism in Eukaryota, Fungi, Basidiomycota, Agaricomycetes, Sebacinales, Serendipitaceae. The record is from the annotation of a GenBank genome assembly.